UUGAGGGGUAAUGAAUAAACCUCAUUAUUUGAAUGAAAUUGAUAACACUACACAGUACACUAGUCAACCAGUCGCGUUGGCAACUUCUUACUGUGCGAACGUGUUAUCUAAUCGCUUCUAAUCCCUAACUAACGAUGAAUUGUACAUGUGACUUUAUAUUGCCCACGCAAGAUGGUUGGAAUAAACAUUAUGACAACUGCAAAACGAUUUGGAAACACGAUAGAUAUGAAUAUCCUAAAAACAAGGAUGGGUCAAUGCAACUACCAAAUAAGCACUUAUCUAAGCUUGACUGUGACAUUUUAUACCAUCUCGGAUUUGAUACUGCGAAACAUGAUCUACCAGCAAUGUUUGGUGACGUAAAGUUUGUAUGUAUGGGAGGAACUAAAUACAGAAUGAAGGAUGUAGCUGCACACAUGAGUAAGCUAUUGAAUAUUCCGUGUGACUUCAACAACAUGGUCAAACAAGCACAUAGAUACGUUAUGUAUAAAGUUGGGCCAGUACUGUGCGUUAAUCAUGGAAUCGGUAUCCCGUCGAUGACAGUUGUGUUGGAGGAAGUAUUGAAAUUGCUCUUUUACGCGAAGGCAAAGGACCCUAUUUUCUUCAGAUUGGGUACCAGUGGUGGAAUGGGGAUUCCAGCAGGGUCCGUUGUUAUUUCAUCAUGGGGUAUGAAUGGGACCUUGGAAAAGAUAUAUGACUUGCCAAUAUUGGGGAAAACUAAGACUUUCCCCGCGAUUUUCGAUCAGCGGUUAAACCAAGAACUAAAUUCUAUUGCGUCUCAUGAAGAUUUUAACACGUACGUAGGAGGAACGAUGGCUGCCAACGACUUUUAUAGAGGUGAGGGAAGAACCGACGGCGCAUUCUGCGACUACACAGAGUCGGAUAAAAUGGAUUUCCUACAGACACUUGUAGGCUUGGGGGUAAAGAACCUUGAAAUGGAAGCUACAGCCUUUGCUGCUAUUACAAAAGAAGCUGGACUACGGGCAGCAGAUCUAUGCGUAACAUUCCUUGAUCGUUUGCUCGGAGACCAGGUUACACCUGAUGCACAGACACUUGGCCAGUGGCAAAAACGUCCUGCUAUAAUUGUUGGUAAAUACAUCGAGGCCUACUAUAACACUAAAAAAUAAUAAGGAAAUAAUUACUACCUUUGCAAGAAUUAUUAAUAGUAAAUUGAAUGUAUAAAACAAUAUUGUUAUAGUAAUAUUACAUUUUUUGAUAAUUAAGGUCUAUUUUUAUUGG
Molecule: messenger RNA, 1236 nt
Organism: Pieris napi
Lineage: Eukaryota; Metazoa; Arthropoda; Insecta; Lepidoptera; Pieridae
Product: uridine and thymidine phosphorylase-like
Exons: 8
Coding region: 135-1124 (329 amino acids)
Biological process (GO): nucleotide catabolic process; uridine catabolic process
Cellular component (GO): cytoplasm; cytosol
Molecular function (GO): uridine phosphorylase activity
Source: RefSeq, a predicted model, not a curated record